This is a messenger RNA of Fraxinus pennsylvanica, 648 nucleotides long. Lineage: Eukaryota; Viridiplantae; Streptophyta; Magnoliopsida; Lamiales; Oleaceae. The record is from the annotation of a GenBank genome assembly.
AUGGUGUGUGAGAGUUCGGAAGCUGUUGGUGCUGGUGUUGGAGGUGGAAGCUCAGGCAGUAAGAUGCCUACACUGGAGGAGUAUGGUAUCAUCUUACUGUUUAGCGACGAUGAAUGCAAACAAAGGGGAAUAGCUAUACUAAGCGAAAUGAAGAAAUCAAGGGUGUUAAGAAGAAAGUUGAAGGAUUAUCGCAAGAAUCUAAACCAUAUGUUGUGCAUGACGAUUUGGAUCAUACGGUCACUAAUCAGAAGUGACACUGAAACGGCAAAAUCUGGACUCGCAUCAAUUCUCUGUAGUAUUAAAAAGGAACGUUCUUCAAUUCCAUAUCAGGAAUGUCCUUCAUUGCAGCAAUCUUUUCCCUGCAAAAUGUGGACUAGCAUCAAUUUUCUCAGUAUUAAAGAGGAGAACAGGUUUUUGUCUGAAGAAGUUCAGCGAGUUCUGACAUCGCGGACACAGAUUGGUGAAGCUUGGACUAUCAACAGUAAUCUCCCAUGUAUGGAUGGAAAGAAAUGGCUGAUAUUUCCGGCAAAAAGUGAAGCCCAAGCCGACAUCCACUUGCAUAACUUAACUUCUCGACUCACCCAAAUCUCAGAGCAUCUUGCUCUGAGCACUUCAAACCGGCUUGGUGCUCCUUUGGAUUUGAUUUAA